AUGUCAAAACUUAACAGAGACAUAAUUUUCUUUAUAUUAAAAGAAUUACAAAAUGAUAACAAAUCUCUUCAUUCAUGUCUUUUAGUUAAUAGAACUUGGUGUGAAACGACGGCACCAAUUUUAUGGAAGGACCCUAUUACUAGAUAUGAUCUAACUGACAAUGCAUGUAAUAUUUUAUUUAAUAAAAUGCUUUUACAUUUGUCUGAAGAAUCAAGAAAUAACUUAAAAAAUCAAGGAAUUGAUCUUUUUGUGGAAACAUGUCAGCAACCUAUAUUUAAUUAUAUUAGUUUUUGGAAGCAUUUGGAUUUAUUUUUCUUAGAACAUCACAUAAAUCAUAUAAUGGAAUUUUUUAAAGUAAAAAGCAAAAAAAAAAAAUCUAUUGUCAAAAAUGAAGUAUUGGAAUUAUUUAUUAAUAAUGAUAAGAAAUAUAUUUCUCUCUCUAUUCCAAAAUAUUUUAAUACUCACUUGUUUUCAGGAGCUGAACAUUGCUUUUCAAAACUUGAAUACUUUUAUUGUGAUAAGUAUGUAGAUGACAAUAUUUUGAAAGAAUUGUCUAUGUUAAGUACAUCAAUUAAAAAAUUGGAACUUAAUGUUAGAUAUGGUAGUUUUGGUGGAAUCAUUGAAUUAAUUGGAGCUCAAAAAAAUCUAAACCAAGUUAAUUUAACCUAUGAUAAUGAAGACUAUAUUAGUAAUGAUACAUUUGAAUACUGUCAAAAGCCACUAGAAGAAUCAUUAAUUAAACAUGCAGAUACUAUUCAAUAUUUGAGAAUGGAUUGGGAGCCUAUCACAAACCUUCUUUCAUAUCUUAUAAAUUUAGUAAGUUUAGAUUUAGGUUAUUUAACACAUUUAAGAUCUAUGCCUUAUAAUUGGUAUCAUUUAAAAAACGCAUCUUUGCCCCUUUUAAAAUUUCUAAAAGCCAACUACAUACCAUCUAAAAUUUUGGCAAGUAUAAUUGAAAAUACAAAAGGAUAUCUUAUUGAAAUUAGUAUUCAUCAUAACAAUUUAGAUGAUAACCACUUUAUCCAAGCAAUUUAUCAAAAUUGUCCAAAUCUUAGUUAUCUUAAUUUGGCAUUAUCAAAUAAUAGUUAUAAGGAAUUUCAAAAUUUGUUAAUUAAUUGUAAAUUUUUAAAUAAAUUAGAAAUUAUUUCUAUUUCAUAUAGUAAGAUUGAUUGGAUUAUAUUAUUUGAAAUAUUGGCAAAUUUUUCACCAAUCAGUUUGUUUAAGUUUAAAUUUACUUCUACUUAUUUUUAUUGGGAAUAUAGACAGAGAGAUUUAAAAUUAUUUCUUUGUCAUUGGAAGGACAGACAUUCUAUGUUAUUACAAAUUGCUUCAAAAGGAUCAUGUAUGUAUAUUACUGCUAAUAAUCCAACUCAACAACAAUGCCAAGCGAAGCGGCGAAAAUUAAAAGAUUUAUUACAAAGAUAUAAAGAUAAAGGUAUAAUUAAAAAAUAUGACAUAAUUCAAGCUGAUAUUUGAACCGUUUACUAUGUUAAACAAGGGAAUUUUUCAACAUUCUUUCAAUUUCUUCUUUUCAUUAUUUUAAGUUUAUAUUCAAUUUUUUUGUCUUCAC
This is a messenger RNA of Rhizophagus irregularis DAOM 181602=DAOM 197198, 1570 nucleotides long. RefSeq lists its product as uncharacterized. NCBI's taxonomy places the organism in Eukaryota, Fungi, Glomeromycota, Glomeromycetes, Glomerales, Glomeraceae. The record is from RefSeq and is a predicted model, not a curated record.